AUGCUGACAAUAUGCAGUCUUGACGUACUUGUUCCUUUACAUACCUUGACUCUGUACACAGAACUUCUCUUAAAACGUAUUAAAAAGCUUGUCAGGACCAGGAGUCCACAGGAUUCCAAACACUGUAAGAAAUGGACUUUUACUACUAAGCCGCGGGUUGAAAACUUACAAAAGCGGUCUCCUCAACCUGAGUACCGAGAAUCACCCCAAGGGCAAUCUUCUGAUGCACACUCCCUUCAAAGGCCCCUACGAAUCCCUGAGGCAUCAUUAAAUGAUUCGACGUCUUCUGAUGAAUAUGUUGAUUUUGACGACAACAAUAAUUCCUCCAAUAGAAUUGCUGUUCAAGCCUUUGUGGAGCCGAUUCCUUCCAAGUUUUUGAUCAAACAGUCAAGUGAGGAUUGUGAUACAUUAAACAAUGAAGUUGUACGUAGUAAUCAAAAUGCAAGAAGCUUAAAUAAAUCAACAAAAACACAAGAAAACCUUUAUGAAAUUCUUAUUGAAAAUGAGGAAGAAGAGACUAAAGCUGCUGAUUGUUUAGUUUCAAAACCUCCUAGAAGAAGUCUAGAUGCACUUUAUAGAUCUGCAAAUGGAUACAGCACUUUAAGAAGAUGGAAUAGAACACCAUUACUCGAAAACGAUGAAAGCGGUCCUACAUUCUCACAAAAUUAUUCAUCAAGGUUAGGCUCAAAAGAGAGUCUAGACUCCAAUGAAGUGUGGUUGUACAAUUUUGCAGAGGACAUAAUUUCGGCGGAUGAUAAAGCAAUUCGAAGAAAUAGCUGUGUGCUCAACAACUCCUUCGAUAAUACUAAAAAUAGUUCAAUCAUGACGGAUAACAGCUUAUACGAAUGGUGCAAAGAGUUUGAAAAAAGUUUUAAAAGAAACUCGUUUGUGGGAAAGAACUGCAAUUUAGAGAAGAAUGUUGCGUCUUAUGAGACAAUAGAUUUGAGCCAUCGGAAUAACUUAGAGAAUGUUAAUUAUAUUUAUAAUGUAGAAACUGAUUAUGCAAAACCAAUCUACGUGAAAGAUCAAUCUACUACACUAAAUAAAGAUCUUGAAUCAUGUAAAUAUAGAUAUUUUAAAGGUGUUCACAUUUCCGACAUUUCAACAUUAAACCGUGCUACAAAAACACAGAUUUCAAUAAAUGAAGACAAAGUGGAGCCACAACCUUUCAUUUGUUCCGAAAAGUUACAAAAAUCUCUCAAAAAUAACUAUCUGGGAAAUCGCUGUAGCACUCCAAACGAAGAAAUUGGCCAUGAAAGCACCAAGGAAAAUGGAAGUAGCAAUAUACUUCUUCAGGGGCAUGGUAAUCCUCCAAUACAUGAAAAUAUCAACAAUAAUGAUGGACAAAAACAAAAAGAUAACACUACCAAGCAACUACUCACAACUGAUACAGAAAAUGAAAUAGCUAAUACCAGUGGGAUCAUUAGAAAUUUCGCCAAAGAUUUUAGCAAUAAAGAACCCAUGCAAAGAAACUACGAACUAUUUCCUGAAGUACCAAAUAAUAUUCCAUUAGAUGAAAUCAAUGAAGAGAACGAUGUAUCAAAGCUUAUAGACGAAAAAUUUGUAAGCAACAUUUUUAAAAGCCGCCCAUCUAAAAAGUGGAAACGUCCGAGGUUAGGAAAGGACCUUUUCACCAAUAUUACAAUUGUAGAAGAUCGAUCCAAGGAGAUGAGUCAGACUGAAACAACCGUUUAUGAAAAUGAGAACUCUUUCAUAACCAAAAAGGACGAUAUGUACUUCAAGAUGAAGAAACUAAGGGAUAUGGAGUGUGUAAAAAUGAAGGAAGCCUCUAGUGCCUUGUGGAUGAUCAAAAACAGUGCCAAUAGCAGCUGGGUGGAGGAGUUAUUAGCGGAGAGUAUCCUUCUCGAAACACAGCUAAGGUACAAACUUAUAGUUAACAAAAUCCGAGAAAGCAAAGACAUGGAUAUACCACUCAAAACAAGGAAACUUACAGGAUCGGUCGCGUUAUCAAAUCUACAGUACGACAUAAGAGAACAAGACAAGAAAUCAAGCGAUUCCACAACAUUUUACCUGCUGGCUAUUUCUCAUGGUACCGUAGUCUUGACCACGAAAGCUAUAGAAUCCAUUGAUGAUAACAAACUUGUUUUUAACGAAACGUUUACUCUCAAUGACUUAGAUGAUGACUUUGAAAUUAAGGCUGAGGUUUACUCCAUUACGCUCAACACUGCUAAGCCGGGAAUCGUGGAGAAACUUCUAAAAAGGAAACCGAAGUGUUGUUGCCCAAGCAACAAAAUCUACUACGAAAACGUCAACACUGCAGAGCUCAAAGAAUCAUCUAUUUUGAAGCCAUCAUUUUUAUCCUGCGGAGAAUUCACAAUAAAAUCAAACGACAUAGGAAACUCUAGAUUUGCCCUCCAGAAAGGAAACAAUACGUUGAAAAACUUCGUAAAAGCUGUAUUAAAAGUAGAGCACAUGACUCUAUCGACUAAUUUAACCGGAUUUUUAACAUUGGGAAAAGAAGAUGAAGAAAACAAUAUUCAUUAUUGGGAGAGAAAGUGGUGCUCUCUUAAUGGAAAUACGUUCCUUAUAUACAACUACCCUCAAGAUGAAGAAUUCGAUAAACCUCCGACAGCUAAAGUAAAUCUGGAAUAUUGCAUCAUGCCAUUACUAAAGAAUCCCGAAGACUGUGCUAGGAAGAAGACUUUCGUGUUCAGAACUGGAAGGCCAAGUACGCUUAAUGACAGUAAUACUGAGAAAAUUAGAACGAAAGAAAAUUUUGUGGCGGAUAAACACUACCUAUCGGCGGACAACAAAGAAGAUUUUGACCGUUGGACCACCACCUUAGAUCUUGCUCUAGAGCAACUAGCCUUAUGGAACAGACUUAUUUUCAAACAGUGAUAUUUUAUAAAUAUGAUUUUGUAAAUAGUUUUGGAAUAAAUUAAUUUUAAGUUUA
Messenger RNA from Diabrotica virgifera virgifera (western corn rootworm), 2914 nucleotides. RefSeq lists its product as uncharacterized. The record is from RefSeq and is a predicted model, not a curated record. The transcript is spliced from 7 exons. Lineage: Eukaryota; Metazoa; Arthropoda; Insecta; Coleoptera; Chrysomelidae. Gene Ontology annotation, cellular component: actomyosin contractile ring. Bases 1 to 2859 code for a protein of 952 amino acids. Gene Ontology annotation, biological process: septin ring organization; actomyosin contractile ring assembly; mitotic cytokinesis.